CGACUCCACUCUCCCUCUAUAUGAAAUAAAAGAUAGUUUAUGUAUUCAUUUCAACCAGAUUGUCACAACUUUCCAAGUUUAAAGAAUUUCGUUUAAUGAAAGUAUGCGCGCUCCCGCCGAAACGCAGCAUCAGCACCGCUAUCUCGCGCGCGCGCGCCUCUAGCGAGCGAAUCUAUCGCCAUCCCGGCUGAGUGAGUUAAAGUUGGCCGAAAGGACGGCUAAACGAUGCUGUACUGUUCGGUGACGAGGAGAGGAUAACAUUUGAUUUACUCAUCUAAAAUCGACUCCGUCUUCCUUAGAGGAUGGAUAUCAAAAUUCUUGCCCCAAGCCUUUUACUCUUUCUCGCCUUUCAGCAUUGCUCGUCACGGCCAUGCUUAGAUCCGCUGAUUUCUCCUCUCUAUGCGUCCUCUUUCCAUGCUUCUUCCAGAUAUAACUUUUUUUACUCCGCACACUUUGCCAAACUGUAUGGGAGCAGCGGCUGGUCUCCUUCCCCUCGGGACAGGCAGCCAUGGAUGCAGAUUGACUUGGGGAGGAAGUAUCGUAUCAUGGCCAUUGCUACUCAGGGUACCUUCAACUCUUAUGACUGGAUCACCAAAUACAUGCUGCUGUACGGGGAUCGAUUCGACACGUGGACUCCAUAUGUCAUGAAAGGAGGAAACAUGACGUUGCCUGGCAACUGGAAUUACUACCAGGUGAAGAGGAACGUCUUUCAUUAUGCGUUCACUGCCAAACAUCUGCGCAUCUAUCCCAUGGGCUGGAAUACUGAGAACGGAGGCAAAAUUGGCCUGCGCGUAGAGCUCUACGGCUGUCCUUACGAUUCAUAUGUGAUGCAGUUUGAGGGGGAUGACAUGGUGGCAUACUCAUUCCCACAAGGCAGGAUGAGGACACUUCAGGACCACUACGCUUUGAAUUUUAAGACCUUGGAGAAGGAUGGUAUUCUCCUGCACAGUGAGGGUCUGCAGGGAGACUCUGCCACUCUGGAACUAAAGACUGGACGCCUCUACUUACACAUCAGCCUGGGGAGCAGCACAGUCCAUAACACCAAUGGGAUGACCACAAUGAUGCUGGGAAACCUGCUGGACACACAGCAUUGGCACUACGUCACCAUCAAGCGUUACGGGCGAGAGGUUAACUUUACCCUGGAUGGACAGACUGAGACUGCUGUCCUUAACGGAGAGUUCAAGUACCUUGAUCUGGACAAACAGAUUUAUGUUGGCGGUGUGAUUGAGAAAGACACGCCCCACCUGCCUGGUAAGGUUAACUUCCGUGGCUGCAUGGAGAAUGUCUUUAUCAAUGGAAUCAAUAUCAUCUACAAGACACAGUACCAGGAGCCUGAAAUUCGACUAGCUCCUAAAAAGAAAAAGAUGCAUUAUACCUGCCGUGACCUCCUCUGGAAGCCCAUGACCUUUGCAGGGCCCAACAACUACCUGCAGCUGCCUGGGUUCUUCCGGAAGAACCGUCUAGCGGUAAAAUUUAAGUUCCGCUCAUGGGACUACACAGGGUUACUGAUGUUCACCAGGUUUGCAGAUGAUUUGGGCUCUCUGGAGCUUGGCCUCAGUGAAGGACAGGUGAACAUCACUCUCAUGCAGCCUGGAAACAAGAGAUUACGCUUUGCUGCAGGGUACCGUCUCAAUGACGGCUUCUGGCACACGGUAGACCUGACCGCCAAAGACAACUUACUAACUAUCACUAUAGAUGAAGAUGAGAGCUCACCACUAAAGAUCACCAACCCCUUUAUGGUUCGUACAGGAGACCGCUACUUCUUUGGGGGUUGUCCUAAGACCAAUAACACGGCUCGCUGUGUGACCAAGCUGUCUCGCUUCCAUGGCUGCAUGCAGCAGAUCUUUAUAGAUGAUGAGCCGGUUGAUAUAGAUGUCAUGCUGCAGAGAAAAUGGGGCAGAUACGCCGAAAUCCUGCUGGGCACCUGCGGAAUCACUGAUAGGUGCACUCCAAACCCAUGUGAACAUGAAGGCAGGUGUAUUCAGUCCUGGAAUGACUUCUUGUGUGUGUGUAACAACACAGGCUACAAGGGGGAGGUUUGUCAUAACUCUGUCUACAGGGAGUCAUGUGAGGCCUACAGACUGAAUGGGAAGUACUGGUCAGGAAACUACACUAUAGAUCCAGAUCUGAGCGGACCACUGAAGCCUUUCACAGUCUACUGCAAUAUGUUGCAAAAAUCAUGGACUGUCAUCGAGCACAACCGCAUGAAAAGCACCAAGGUGAGCGGCUCCACUGUGGAUCGACCUUAUAUUGGGGACAUCCAGUAUGUAAACGCAUCCUGGGAUGAAGUCACUGCCCUAGCAAACACCUCCUUAUACUGCGAACAGUGGAUUGAGUUCUCAUGCUACAAGUCACGCCUCCUCAAUACUCCACAUGGAAGACCAUACACUUACUGGAUUGGUCGGCAUAAUGAGAGUCAUGAAUACUGGGGAGGAGCUUUCCCUGAAAGUGGAAAAUGUGGAUGUGCUGUCAAUCAAACUUGCACUGACUCCAAGUACUGGUGCAACUGUGAUGCCGACUACCGCCAAUGGCACUCAGAUAAAGGCUACCUGUCGUUCCGAGACCAUCUGCCUGUCAGGAGGAUUGUCAUAGGGGACACUAACCGCACCGGUUCAGAAGCUCGCUACAGUGUUGGGGCGCUGUACUGCCAUGGAGACAGGAGUAUCUGGAACACCAUAGCUUUCACCAAACCCACCUAUCUGACGUUCCCCACCUUCAAGCCCGGCACCAGUGCUGACAUUACAUUCCACUUCAGGACCUACCGUACUAACGGAGUGUUUGUGGAGAGCUCCGACGACCACCUCCGUAAUUUCUUACGAAUUGAACUCAAUUCUACAACUGAGGUGGUAUUCAUUUUCAUGGUGGGUGAUGGAAUUAGAAACGUGACCCUGCGCUCUCCUAAACCGCUCAACGAUAAUGAGUGGCACUAUGUAGAAGCUGAAAUUAAUGUUAAAUUGGCUCGACUAAAAGUUGAUUUCUUCCCUCCGGCCAUACACAAGUUCCCAGGGCAGACCUACAUCACAAUGAAGUUCACACAACCCCUGCUCGUAGGUGCAGCCAAUCACACCUUAAGGCCUUUCCUGGGUUGUUUGCGUGGGCUGAGGAUGAACGGGGUCCCUGUGGAUUUAGAGGGGAAGGUUGACGAGAUGGCUGGGAUACGCAGGAACUGCACUGGAGCGUGUCUGAAUGCCUCCAUACCAUGUCGAAACGGAGGCCAGUGCAUUGAUGGGUACGCUUCAUACGCCUGUGACUGCAAUAACACAGCCUUCGAUGGCUAUUACUGUCAUUUAGAUAUCGGGGCAUUCUUUGACGUGGGAGCGUGGCUGCGGUAUGACAUCCGCAAAGAGCCCAUUUCCUUUGACGCAUGGUGGGCGAACUUCUGGAUAGAGCCUCACUGGCACAACUUCACUCUCGGCUACAACACGACAACGGAUGACAUAGAGUUCAGCUUCAGCACUCUACAGGCCCCAGCUGUGCUCCUGUAUAUCAGCUCCUUCGGCAAUGAUUACAUCGCUGUCUUGCUCAAGAAAGAUGGCACUCUGUCGCUGAGAUACCGACUUGGGAUAAUAAGCUACAAAUUUAAGUUGACUGACAGAAACAUGGCCGAUGGCUUUCCUCAUUUUGUCAACAUCACUCGACACAACUACACAGUAUGGACACAGGUGGACUACAUGGAUCCGUGGAUUGAGAAGUUAAUACCAGGAGAGAUUCCCAGAUUUGACUCACCAAAGUCUAUAUUCUUGGGUAGAGUCAUGGAGGUGGGAGGUGUAGACUACGAAAUUCAGAGGCACAACAGUCCAGGUUUUAUGGGCUGUAUAUCAGGGGUCCGCUAUAAUAUCUUUGCCCCACUGAAGGCCUACUUCCGACCCAAUGUAACCAAUCCACCCGUGACGACUCAAGGCUAUGUGGUGGAGUCUAACUGUGGGGCGUUUCCCCCCGUCUUAGGAUAUGUCCCUUGGGAGGAUGACCCCUGGUUCACUGGCCUGUUCUUUUAUUACAUUCAUGAUGAUGUUACCCCACCUUGGAUGACACUAAUCGUGACCGUGUCUCUGAUGUUGCUCUUCCUGAUCCUGUACGGCCUCUACAUUUACCUGUACAGGUAUAAAGGCAGUUACCACACUAAUGAACCGAAGCAGCUGGAGUCCCCCAGCUCUUCUCGGCCCCUCACUGAUACUCUGCGCAAGGAGAGAAAGAACCUGCCGGAAAUACAGGAGGAAAGUCCCAAUGAAUAACACACAACUACAGACUGAGGGAUGUCUGGAAGAAAAGAGAGGAGUAAUGGUGAUUAUGAGGGAGGUAAAAAGACUGAGGAAUGAAUUGCAAAGGUGAUUUUUUUUAAUGUAUUUUUUUGCCUUUAUGGUAAUGUAACUGUAUAUUUAUUUUUCUGUCCCAUUAUUUUUACAGUGUAAUCUGAUAUUUGGUGCUUUUGGCAGGGUUCAAAAUAAGCAGGCUAUUGACAAUUUACCAUCUGAUCAAUGAGCACUGGCAGUGCGGGCUGACUGAAGUGCCUCAGCAACAUUACAGGAAACUUUUAAAGACUGAUCCAGGGUUCCCACAGUCAUAGAGACCUGGAAAUAUCAGGGAAUUUUAGAAUUGUGAUUUCCAGGCCUGUAAAAACGUAUUAGAAAUGAAUAUAAUCAUGGAAAAGUCAUGGAAAUUUGUGUUGAAAAUGAAUAUUCUUUAUAGUUAUGCCCACCCAUCUCAACAAUAUUUCAGUUUUGAAAUAUUUUUCAUAUUUUUUUUUUUUUUACAACACCCAUUUCAUUUUUAAAAAUCAAGAAUGAUUGGAAAUGUCACAAAAACAAAAACAAAACAAAAAAAAUCUCUCCGUAUAGCUAAUGUAAAUCUUUCUAGUUGUGCUGAAAUUCACUUUUUGUGACUAGGACUGGCUAGAAAUGUCAUGGAUAUUGAAAAAAAUCUGGAAAUUUCUGUAGUCAGCAUAAAUCUUUCUAGCUAUGUCCAUCUCAAAAAUAUUUUAUUGGUUGAAAAUUCACUUAAAAUGAUUUAAAAAUAAAUAAAAUACAACUAAAAUAAAUAAUAUAAUAAAAAAUCUGUAUUAUAAAAUGACUGGAAAAAUUGAAAAUGCAUUUGUCUGAUGUUGUGGGAACCCUGUAUAUAAUAAGUGAAAUCUUUUUGGCUCAUUAUUGUGUACUGGCAAAAGUAGUGUAGAUUUACUGUAAGCGUUUUUCAUAGUCAUGCUGUUGUGUUAAUGAGAGAAUCUGCACAAAAUGCACAACAACCUUCAAAGUUUUGAAGAUGUAGAUAUGUUUACACAUAUCUGUUUUAUCAUCACUGAAAAACUUCAUUAACAUAUAGUAUGGAGGAAUUUGCUCAGACAUAGCUAAUGGUAUUUAAGUAUAUGUUUUAUACUACUGCCUAAAUUCGGUCGCGGCGCUUAUAAGAGAUGGAGAGUCAAAUGGCAUUGAAUGGCUUCAGCUUCUUUACAGCACAAUGAUGUGCUGAACAAUAACCUAUAUGGGGAAAUAUUAUUACUGUGGCAUUUUAAAAACUGCAGAAAGGUGUUUUUGUGAUAGUAGCCAUAUUGCAUAUUGCUUGUGAACAACAAUGAGGUGUAACAUUUAUGAAGAUUAGGACAUUUUUGUGAAAUUGGAUCCAUGAAAGGUCUACAAAGAAAAGUUUCUUGACUAAAGGCCAAUGGUCGAUGUGUAACCAUCUGCCCAAGCAUCAGACAUGAACACGGUGUGUUGUACUGUAUGUCUCAGGGUUGGUAACAGUGAUGGCAUUGGAUAGAGAGUUACAGUACGUGUUCUUCUCACUGCUGCUACAGCAACACACACCAGCCUUUUCAAGCCAUUCUCUAGGCAUUUUGACACUGAACUUCUAAAUGACCUAUAAUGAAGAAAUCUCUUUAUAUUUCACAAACCCAAUGCAGGCAGGAAUAAUUUUGUAUUGUGUCAGAUGAGAAUCAUCCCACAGAUCAGAGAUUAAGCUGUUUUCCUCCUCGUGUCUUCUGUCUGUUGAAGAGAAUUCUUCCUAUAGGCCAAAGCAAACUGAUACAGUUUUUUUAUAAUAGUGUACAGUCAUACUUCUGUUCAGUUUACACAAUAUUCAUGUCACGGGAUUGAUAAAAAAAGUGUUUUAGAACAGUGAUUCCCAACCAGGAAAAACAGAAAAAGAAAAACUUACUGGAAUUAAUAUCUUUUUUCCUCCCAGUGUUUUUUUUAAAGGAAAGAAAACAUUUUGUAAUGUGUGCAUGUUUUACAUGUAUGUAUGUAUUUAUUUAUUUAUUUAUUUAUAUUUAUGUGGUUGAUUUUGCAUUCAUAGCACAUUUUUUCUUCAAAAUUAGUUUUUUUCUUCAGUAAAAAUAAUAAUGGGGUACUUCAGCCUUAUUGAUGGGCCUAUCAGGUACACAAGACAAAAAAAAAAGUUUGGAAAACUGUUCUAGACAGACUUUUAUAGUGUGGAUCUUCUGCUGCCUGAAUGUAUUUACUUGUAGUUGUGGGGCCUCAUUUAUAAAAUGUUGCGCAGAAACCGUCCUAAAUUUGAUCUUACGAUCAUUUCUCAGAUGUGCGUAUGUGUGAUUCAUAGAAUGAACGUACACACAGAAAACAAGCGUACGCCUCUCUUUUAGAUGUGAAAUCUAUAAAUUGCAAAUGAUCUUGAACUUGCGCGAGCUGAAUGGUUUCAGUUCUCCGCAUUGUAAACGACACCUAAUUAAUGUCAUUUACAUAUAAAAGAUCACCAGUCAUCGCCCAAAUCCUUGGCGAGCAGCAAGAAUAGCUUAGAUUUUCAAAAACCUGUAGUAAUAUGACAAGGAAAAGUGCGUACGUCUGCUAUGUCUGUUUUCCAUGUCAAAGACCGUUUUUAUAAAUAUGAGCAUUGCCGUGGAUUUAAGCAUACGCACACUCUAAGAUCAAAUCUGUGCGUACGCAUACUUUAUAAAUGAGGCACGUGGAGUCUACAAUCUAUAGGACCUAUAUAUUAAUCAGAAAAAGGUGAACAGACUUGUUUUAGCUUUGGAUCAAUAACUCAAUGACAGAAACACUAAAAUACCAUCUUUAGAAUAUAGGGGAACAGCAAACUUAACAUGUUCUAAUAUCAUAAAUUGCAAUCUGGUUGUUUAAGGUAGUUCAAAAUGAGACCAUCUAGAGUUUGGACAGAAAUAGUCAUAAAGUAGCUGAUAUUUUUGCACGAGGUCACCUUUGAAAGCUUUCUUAGCAUGAAACACUGAGAAGUUCAGCACAAGUCUGGUUGUUGUGCUCGAGAGGCUUUCACACAUCACAGACUGACGUCUGUGGAUGGAAGAUGCCCUUGUAUAAAGUCAUGUUUUUUUUAUAAAUUCAUUCAUGCAUUUGCUGUAUGCCACCAUUAUUGCUGCUGCUGCUACUUAGCUGUUUUGACUGUGGUUUUACUCAGAGCUUAGAUCACUUCCAUCAUCUUUCCAGAUGUAAAACGAGCUAAUAAAACAAAAAAGCAAAUAAGGUAGAACACAUAUAUUAUCUUUAGAAGCUAUGCAUUUUGCAUGACUACUGCACUUUUCAUCGAAAUGCAAUAAGAAAAAGAAGAAUCUGCUGCUUCCAGUGCCAGGCACAUGUUCUUGAGUCUUUCUUUAAAAGAGCCAUAAGAGCUUUCAUCAAAGAGAUUGCAUAAUAUUCACCCACAGAUUAUGCUGUUUAUGUAUAUGUAUAAAAAAAGUGUACUUCUCUUUUUAUCAUGCUAAUUUGUAUAAAAAGGUAGGCAAGUGAGAGUAUUUUGAAUAGAUGAGUGUUGAAUGGAUAAGUUCAGCUUUAACCUCUUAACCUCAUGACCUCUGCCAGGUUUCUAAACCUCCUCUUUUGUCUCUUCUGUUAUUCUUUUUUUUUUUUUUUUUUUUUAAUGUAUCCCUCAUUCUUUUACUUAUUCCCUUCCAUCAUCCUCUAAACCAGUGGAAUAUAGACUUUCAAUUCAUUUUUACUUUGAAAAGAGUCUUGAAAGAAGAAUGAAAUGCUAUUAAAUUGCACAGGGACAAACA
This is a messenger RNA of Ctenopharyngodon idella (grass carp), 7972 nucleotides long. It is a transcript of the gene cntnap1, whose product is annotated as contactin associated protein 1. The record is from RefSeq and is a predicted model, not a curated record. The transcript is spliced from 24 exons. Lineage: Eukaryota; Metazoa; Chordata; Actinopteri; Cypriniformes; Xenocyprididae. Bases 303 to 4232 code for a protein of 1309 amino acids.